ACGUGACAGUAUUUUAUGCCGAUACAAAAUUUAAUGAUUUGUGUCGUGUCUAAAUUCUUAUUCCGUUAGACGGUCUGUAAGCGACAUCAAGUCAAUACGCUCAAUUUGUUUUGUUUCUAGUUCCAUUAUUUUUGAUACAUACAUUUAAAAAUGACUUCAUUACCUAUUGUUUCUAUUACAAGAAGGGAAACAUUUAGUUCCUGCCACAGACUUCACAGCCCGUUCUUGAGUGACGAAGAAAACAAAAAGUUAUAUGGUAAAUGCAAUAACCCUAAUGGCCAUGGACAUAAUUAUGUUGUCUUGGUAACAGUGAAAGGACCUGUAGAUCCUCACACUGGAAUGGUAAUAAAUGUUCAUGAACUGAAACAGUAUAUGCAAGAAGCCAUAAUGGAUCCAUUGGACCAUAAGAAUCUGGAUCAAGAUGUACCAUACUUUAAAUCAGUGGUCAGCACGACUGAAAAUCUUGCUAUUUUUAUUUGGGAACAGUUGCAAAAGGUAAUGGAAAAAUCUCAGUUAUUGCACGAAGUUAAAAUAUUAGAGACUGAGAAAAAUCACGUGGUUUAUCGUGGCGGGUCUACUUACCCGCGCAAGAAAAUUGACUCGUGCAACCUACAUCCGAACCGCAAUAACCACAUGUCAUCGGACUCUGAUUAAAUAAUGUUAUGUGAUUACUAUGUAAUUGGACGACUAUGAUAAAUAUGAUAUUGUACCUACCUAUAGUUAUAUGUAUAAUAAUAAUAUGUGAUUGUUAAAAUUUACUAACAUUAUGAUGAAUUUACGAUAAAAUAAUUUAAAUAAAACAUUCCAUUUUAUACA
This is a messenger RNA of Plutella xylostella (diamondback moth), 816 nucleotides long. RefSeq names its product 6-pyruvoyl tetrahydrobiopterin synthase purple (gene purple). Lineage: Eukaryota; Metazoa; Arthropoda; Insecta; Lepidoptera; Plutellidae. The record is from RefSeq and is a predicted model, not a curated record. Gene Ontology annotation, cellular component: mitochondrion. Gene Ontology annotation, biological process: tetrahydrobiopterin biosynthetic process. Gene Ontology annotation, molecular function: 6-pyruvoyltetrahydropterin synthase activity.